UCAUUAUCAUCGGUUUAUUUAUAAGUCACAAUCACCCCAGUAAACAAUUUUUUUUAAUUUAUAAACACGUCGUGUCAAGCUCGAUACCGGCCAGUACCUUUCGACUCUCUUCCACAUUAUCAUCCCCAAUUUACUUUAUAUUUUGAACAAACAAAGAUAAAUCUUGAAGCAACAUCAUGUGCUCUCUCGAUCACAAUUACAAUCGAAAACAAUCGGAAAGGGCAAGAUCGAAGUGAUUGUUGUAGUAUUUAAGCCAAAGGUGGGUCAUUUCUCACAUCCUGCGAACAAAACAACAGCCUCUACACAACAAACAUCACUAUAAAUAUAGAUAUCGUCACCGGUUUAGAUCUUAGUUAGUGCCACAUCACUAAAGAGUUAACUACGUGUUAAGGGGGGAAAUUCGAAAGCUUCGAAAAGAUUCCGAACGAAUUUCAUCCAAGUUCAUCCAAGAUUUCAAUUUCGAAUUAUUCGGAGAAAUUGGUUGAUGAUUUCCUUUGAUACAUUUUAAAAACAUCAAAAUGGUAAAUAUAAAGAUGCGGGCACUGGUAGUGUUGCUGUGUUAUCUGUUUUUGACAUCGAAUGGUGCAAGUGUGGCAUCAGAAUUCGCUAUGAGAAGAGCAUGCGGAUACGCUUUAGCAGAUCUAGUCGCUAAAAUCUGCGAUAAUAAUUAUGCGACUCUACAGGAUCAGCCGAUUGGAUCAAUGGAAACGUUCGAUUACAACAGUGAUAUCUUCAUUUCCCCCAAAAAUGCAAGGAGAUUGAUAAGAAGUAGUAGGACGAAACGACAAGGAAUUGCAGACGAAUGCUGUUCUAAGUCUUGUUCUUUGACUGAAAUGAGAGCGUACUGUAACAGUUAACCAUAAAAAAUAAAGAGAAAAUGAGCCUUCAUGUAAUAGUAACAUAGUGAGACUUAUACUAAUAGUGAGAAAAACUGUGAUAUUUUCUCGAAAUAUAACUCCAUAAUAUGUGAUAUUUAAGACUGCGGUGAAAGUUGUGAUACGCGUGAUAUUAAAUUAAAUGUAUUUAAUCAUAAAUUAAUCAUUAAAUUGUAAUAAUAAAUUGCGAAUAAAAGUCAACAAACAGUUCCA
Molecule: messenger RNA, 1088 nt
Organism: Onthophagus taurus
Lineage: Eukaryota; Metazoa; Arthropoda; Insecta; Coleoptera; Scarabaeidae
Source: RefSeq, a predicted model, not a curated record